Messenger RNA from Lytechinus variegatus (green sea urchin), 5908 nucleotides. RefSeq names its product ABC transporter B family member 27-like. Gene Ontology annotation, molecular function: ABC-type oligopeptide transporter activity; ATP hydrolysis activity; ATP binding. Bases 77 to 2470 code for a protein of 797 amino acids. NCBI's taxonomy places the organism in Eukaryota, Metazoa, Echinodermata, Echinoidea, Temnopleuroida, Toxopneustidae. Gene Ontology annotation, cellular component: membrane. Gene Ontology annotation, biological process: transmembrane transport. The transcript has 15 exons. The record is from RefSeq and is a predicted model, not a curated record.
UCAUCUUCUGCUGGCUGAUAGUGUUGUGCAAUACGGAGGGGAUUAAUACUCAAAAUUGAUCGAACUAGACAAUUACAUGAUGGCAAAAGUACGAUACUCGAUGCCAUUUUGGAGAUUCAGUACAUUUGCAAGGUUUCUAGUUUUCUUAGAUGGCUCUGUGUCUCUUGCUCUAUGGGUAACUGGUGGCCAUACAAACUACCUUGAGAGCAGUGUGACGCAAUGGACUAUCCUUGGCUCUACCUUUGAGUUAGCCCUCUUAGGCCUGUUUAAGAUGCUCUUUCUCUUCUAUGCCUUCACCAAGAUGGAAGACUACUCCCUGGCUCUCCUGGAUUAUCCCUUUGAUGCUUCUCUUCAGUCAUGGAAGAAGUCAAGCCAUAUCUUUACCAUCUUCUUCAGUUUUCUCAGCUUGGCAUACACAACAACAAAGGGUGGCCUUGUGUUAAAUGCUAUUCUGAACAACCCCAAAUAUGAACUUAUGCAUAUUACCUACAACAUCCUUGUGAUAUCUUCGGUUGCCUUCUCAUUCCUGGAGUUGAUUACAUCGUUGACAGGACCUUACUUUAUGCGGAAGUUGCAGAUCAUCCGCAUUGAGCACAGACUCAAUGAUGAGGAUGAGAAGAAGGAGAAGAAAGAAAGCAAAGCUGAUCUGGGCAGAGUGUUGUCUCUUGCUAAACCAGAAGUAGGUUUGAUAUCACUAGGAAUGGUUGGCUUGAUAGGAUCUAGUGCAUCCUCCAUGGCAGCUCCUUUAUUUUUUGGAAAGGUCGUAGAUGAAGCAGUCACUUCAAAAUCAAUGGAUGGUGUGAACAGAGUUGUCCUCAUUUUAUUCCUCAUCUUUGCUGGGGGUGCUAUCUGCUCUAUGGUCCGUUCUUGGUCCUUUACUCUGGCUGGGAUGCGUGUGGUCUGUCGUUUAAGGAAUACCCUGUUUGCUGCCAUCAUAAGACAGGAAGUGGCAUUCUUUGAUACUAACCGUACUGGUGAACUCACCAGUCGACUUUCUUCCGACACUCAAGUGGUGCAGAAUGCCGUCACGGUGAACAUUUCUAUGCUUGUCAGAUAUUCUUUUCAAAUCCUGGGGUCAAUUGCAAUCAUGUUCAGUCAGAGUGCAUCCCUUACUGGUGUCUUACUCUCUGUAGUCCCUAUUAUAGCAAUUGGUGCAGUGCAGUAUGGACGAUACGUUCAGAAUUUCCAGAAGAACUUCCAAGAUGCCCUUGGAGAUGCAGGAACUGCUGCAGAGGAGGCCCUGUCCAGUAUCAGGACUGUGAGGUCAUUCAUUGGAGAACCCAAGGCUAUUCAAAGCUAUGAAAAAGAGAUUGACAAGAGCUACUUCUUUGGAAAGCGUAUCUCUGCAGCCAAUGGUGUCUUCAAUGGAAUUGUUGGUCUCGUCAUGCAGGGAGCUAUAGCACUUGUGCUCUGGUACGGUGGCAAGUUGGUUCAUUUGAAUCAAACAGACCCGACACAGGGAAUCUCUGUUGGACAACUCACAUCCUUUAUGCUUUACACAUUGAAUGUGGCCAUGGCAUUUGCAUUCUUGUCUGCCCUCUAUGGUGAUUUCAUGAAAGCUGUGGGAGCAUCAGAGAGAAUCUUUAUGCUGAUGGACAGGAAACCAGAGAUACCAGAAGAGGGGGGUCAAGAGAUCAUGGACUUCACUGGAGAGAUCUCUCUAGAAGGAGUUAGCUUUACAUAUCCAUCAAGACCAGAGACCAAGAUAUUACAGGAUGUUAGUUUUGAUGUUCAGCCUGGUCAGAUGGUUGCUCUUGUUGGUCCAUCAGGUGGAGGCAAGUCUACCAUUGUCAAUCUAUUGGAACGCUUCUACAAUCCAGAUUCAGGACAAGUUAAAUUCAGUGGUGUUGAUCUUGCAAGUCUUGAUCCCAAGUGGUUUAGACAAAGGAUCUCAUUAGUGAGUCAGGAACCAGUCCUCUUUGCUUGUUCCAUCAGAGAUAAUAUAGCAUAUGGAAGGAAUGCAACAGAUGAUGAGAUCUAUGAAGCAGCUAAGAUGGCGAAUGCCCAUGACUUUGUGACAGGGUUUGAGAAGGGUUAUGAUACCUUGGUUGGUGAGAGAGGGAUAAUGUUAUCAGGAGGUCAGAAGCAAAGAUUAGCUAUUGCUAGAGCUCUUAUCAUGGAUCCUACAAUACUAUUGCUUGAUGAGGCAACAAGUGCUUUAGAUGCAGAGAGUGAGCAUCUUGUACAGGAGGCUAUUGACAGGGCCAUGGUUGGUAGAACUGUGUUGGUUAUUGCUCAUAGAUUAUCAACAGUCAAACAUGCAUCUCAGGUUAUUGUGAUUAAAAAGGGUAAGAUUGCAGAGAGGGGUACCCAUGAUGAACUUCUCAAUAAGGGUGGUGUCUACAAGAAACUGGUACUUCGGCAGCUUAGUACCGGACAAGGAGGAGGGGUUGGUAUGGUCUCUACUGAGAAGAAUGGUAACCUAGAAGAUGAAGACUUAGAUGAUGUUGAUGAGAUGGAAGAGGAUUAGGUUGCCAGGAUGGAUGUUUUAUCAGGAAAAUAGACCAAUGAUGGAAAUUGAAAUUGGAAUAUCAAAUUGAAAUUUAAAUGCAGAUAGAAUAAACUGUAGAUAUUUUAUAAGGAGAGUGGACCAAUGAAUUUGAAAAUUGUAUUUUGAAAUUUAAUUGCAAUCAUAAUUAACUUUAGAGGUAUAAAUAUCAAACAUUGUUUUAAUUGUAAAUGAAACUAAAAUGAAAUGGAAAUGCAAUUCAAUAUAGAUGGAUGAUGGUUAUAAACUGAGUCAAUGGAUCAAAAACAUAAUUUGAUAUUACAUUCAUUUCAUUUGAUAUUCAAAUUUUGUAGAUUAAAGAUGGAUACAAGUUUUUAAAAAAACACUCUGUACAAAUGUUCAUUUUUACCCUGAUGUUGAAUUUCUAACUUACAAAAUUCAUUAAAGAUAUGAAAUUUUGCUUUACAUGUAAAUGAUAAAGAUCCUAGAUAUUGCACUCAAGUGAUGGAAACAAAAUGUACCUUCAACAUUUAAAGUGGAAAUAGAAACUCAGUAUUUGAUGAUGUGAUUUGGACCAUAUGUGAUGUUAUCAUGCAGUGAGGAGUUAGUCUAGUUCAGCUAUCCUAUUGGUACACGAUUAUGUUGAUUCACCCCGUGACAAUGCAAGAUUUAUAUUUAAAAUUGAAAUUAUUGAAGCAUACUGUAUGAAAAUGGUAGAGAGUCAACCAAAUUAGUGAUUUGAAUAUGAUAUUUAAAGCACUGUCCUUUUAAUUUGGCUGCCAUUGAGAUAUUAUUAUUCCAUGUUCCACUGUAAAGAAUCACCAGUUUAUUUUCAGCAAAUAACAUGAAAUAGAUUGCUGUUUGUAUAAUAGUCAUGCACAGACAAGAAGUUGUGCUUAGAGAAUUCUGUGUUAAAAAUGUUGAAAUUUUAUAUGUUGAGAUGAAAACAAAUCAGAUAUUGUCAUGAAUGAUGAAUAUAGAUUUAUGGAAUUUAUUUGUUAUUGAAAUACGAUCAUAUAUAGCAUAAGCAGGGAAUAUUUUUAACCAAUCACUGAUUUUGCCUUCAAUGGAAUUGUGCAAUAAUUUUACCUAUUCAGUGUAUUGGAAAGAGGAGAUUAUCUUACUGCUGAAUGUUAAUUUACAUCAUUGGUCUCUUGGCAUUGCAGGUGCAGCGUGAGACCAUAAUAGCAACCCUUGUAUUUUGAAUUCCCAAUGAAUUUCUACACCAGAUCAAACAUUAGUCUAAUCAAAAUCUUGUUUUUCUUAUUGCAUUGCUCUGGUGGCCUUUCAUGUUUUGAAACUUUCCAGAAAGUGAAAGAAAUGUUAGAUUACGAUUGGGAUGAAUCUCAACAUUUUAUCUUUUUUUUUCAAACCAGACUUUCCCAAUACAGCUUUCUAUUAUUUGUUGAUACAACUGUAUCCCAAAUGCAAUAUACAUAAAGAUAUUCAUGAGUCUCCAUUAUUAUGGUGGCAGUCAUCACUGAGCCAGUCCUAUAAUUAUUUUGAGAGAAAGUUUUAGUUUUGUACAGGCAUUUACAAACCAUAUUGUACUCAGCAAAAAUUGUAAAAUGAUAUUUUGGUUAUUGGCCCAAAUCAGUAUUAUAAUGAUUUGUUUGGCAUUAUACACAUUAUUUUUCAUUUGUUUAGGUCACUUCUGUUUGUAUUUAAUACCAUGAAUAAUAUGUCUAAAUCAUUUCAGGCCAAAAUUGGUAAUUUCUGCAUAUACUGUCCUUUUGAUAUUUAUUAGUUUUCAUCUUUCUUGCUAUUAUUGUAAACAUAUGAAGAUGGAUCUGUGUUCAUACCUGUAUCCUAUUGAGAGUCAUGUUAUAGAAAUGAAUGUUAGGUUUAAUUUUAUUCAUUUGUAUUGGAUCUUUCAGUACUGAUGUAAGUAUGGCUAAUGAUGUUAGCAAUAUCCUUGCCUUUUUAGACAUGGUAUUGUAAAUAUUAGAUUUUUGUUUUUCGUUUUAAUACCAAAUAGUGCAAAUGAUGAUACAGAUAAAUAUACAUUGUACGUAUGUAAAUGAAAUGGCCGUCUUUCUUUGUAAUAGAAUUUUAUAGAUCAUGUUCUGGUCUGGGGCUUUAGAAUGCUUUAGAAGAUUCUUUGUGAAUAAAUACAUGUAUGAAGUGCCAAGUGGGGUUCUCAUUAUAUUUAUCAGAUUUAUAUUGAGAAGGGGGUAAUAUCAUUGAAUGUCUGUUGAAUAUAGUUUUACUGAUAUAGACACAAUUUCAAACAAAGAAAAUUACUAAAUUUUGGUAUUGAUGAGAAAUACUAUCAAAUAUCUUUUGACAAAAAAUGCUUUUAAUUUGGCAUUUCAUAUUUUAAAUGUUCAUGAAAAAAUUAUUUGGUAAUGAUAACAAGAAUUUAUAGAGUGCAUAUAUUUAGACAUAAUGUAUUCUGGAGUGCACUAAUAUGAAUAGUAAUAUUAAUAAUAAUAAUGUGAAUGCUCAUGAGGUCAGUUUGUUUAGGUCUUGUAUUUAUGUUAAUUGUCAGGUGUUUGAAUAGAUAAAAAAAAUAUACAUCCUUGCUUUUUAGAGCUUUUCUGUCGUCCUUUUCACGACUAUUUUAGUAAGAAUGCUAGAACCCAAGACUAAUUGCAAUAACAUUUAUAUAAAAGUUUCCCUACUCGCUACCAAACAAAUGUUGAUACUUCUCAACCUGUCAACCAUGAAAAAUUAUCAGUUACCUAAUGCAUUUUUGUUCCAGUAGUUUUCACAUUUUUCCUUGACCAGUACUUGUGUUAUUCCUUGAUUUAUUUAGCCUGAUGAUGAGUGAUGUCAUUAUUAAGAUUGUUUAUAACUCUUUAUUGUCUUGUUUGAGUAUUUGGUAUAUAUUAUGACAUGUAUUCACUUGAUUUACAUUUCAGUGCUGUGGGUUUUUAUUUCUUACAAUUCAUCAAACAUGAAUGUACAUGUAUGUGGAAAACAUCUUAAAAUUUGGAACUUUUAUUAAUCGCAUUUUUGUUAAACCCUUGUCACCUAUGACCUACAGUGGUGCCAAAAACAGGUUAGUUAACCCCAAAAGAGAAUUUAAAGUGUUCAAGAUCUGCCAUGUUUAGGUAUUUAAUUAUGAAGUCUGGUGAUAAAAUAUUACAUUCAAUAAAGUGUUACCCAGGGGUCACCGAACAUUGUAGUGUUGUCUACAUUCAACACUCAGUAUGAAGGAGUGCAUUUUGUGGUGGGGUUCACUUAUUUGUGAGUAUUUCACGUCUAAAGUUCAUAACACGUGCAAGGGGUGCUUUAGCAACUAAACUUGAUUUUGAAUUGAUAUCAAGAUAGGUGGAACAUUUUCAGGAGGAAUCAAAACUAUGGUUUGAAUUUUUGGAGUAGAAUUGAAUAAGCAAUGCUGAUGAUUGAAUACAUAUUCCAUGGGUUCUGUUAUUAUCAAAAAUUGAUUUUUGAUAUCCUCUGUAUUGUUUGGUGUACCAAGUGCAACAUAUUAGAACCAUUUCCAUGACUAUU